CUUUGCUUAGUGCGGAAUAAUAAAUAACCUCUCAACUUGGUGAACAUUGGGUUAAAUGUUACGUUUAUUAUGAAUGCUUAAGAGUUAAGAGAUCCAAUCCAGUCUUGGUACAUAAAAGAAAAAAGCCAAUGAGAAAGGUCCACGUAUGUGGAUAGAGAUAGUUGAUAAAUGUGAGGGACAAUCGAGUGCAUCAUCAUCGAGAUCAUCUCUCCUUCAACUUUACUUUGGUGGUAUCAAUCAAUCACUUCCCCCUCGACUUUUUUCUCAAUCACGUCUCUUCCUCAUUAUCUUCGGAUCGUAGAGAGAAAACGUGUUUCUCAGAUUGAUUCUUUGAUUGUAAAUUUUGAUUUUGCGACAGGUAGAACGAGUGAUGAUUCAGGGUAUGGAGAUUCGUCAUUUGCUGCUGGUAGUCGCUGUGUUGUUGAGCUUAGUUUUACAAGGACAAGGUGGGAUCACAAGUAGCUACGUCCGCUCCGAAUGGCCCGCCGUUGAUAUUCCACUCGACCACAAAGUUUUCAAAGUCCCUAAAGGCUACAACGCUCCUCAACAAGUACAUAUAACUCAAGGUGAUUAUGAUGGAAAGGCUGUUAUCAUCUCUUGGGUGACUCCUGAUGAGCCUGGCUCCAGCACGGUCCAUUACGGCGCCGUCCAGGGCGAAUACGACUUUGUGGCUAAAGGCACUUACUCUAACUACACUUUCUACAAAUACAAGUCUGGCUACACCCAUCACUGCCUAGUCUCUGGCCUUGAGGUAACAACAGUACCCACAUGUUUCUGUUUCAUUGGUGGCAAAUUGUGGACAUGGAACUGCAUAUUUUUAUUUGAUCUUAGUUUAUAUAUCAUUCACAUGCAAAUUAUUGGGGGGUUAAUAUUGCAGUAUAAUACAAAGUACUAUUACAAGAUUGAAAGUGGUGAAUCUUCUAGGGAGUUUUGGUUCGUUACACCACCACAUGUACAUCCAGAUGCAUCUUACAAGUUUGGUAUCAUAGGCGACCUGGGACAAACAUUCAACUCCUUGUCCACACUGGAACACUACAUGCGGAGUGGAGCUCAAGCUGUCUUAUUCCUUGGAGAUCUCUCUUACGCUGACAGAUAUCAAUAUAACGAUGUUGGUGUCAGAUGGGAUACUUGGGGCCGUUUCGUGGAGCCCAGUACCGCUUAUCAGCCCUGGCUCUGGUCUGCAGGCAACCACGAAGUCGAUUACAUGCCAUACAUGGGGGAAGUGACACCUUUCAAGAAUUACCUUGAGCGUUACACUACGCCAUACUUGGCUUCAAAAAGUAGCAAUCCUCUCUGGUAUUCUGUUAGGCGUGCCUCCGCUCAUAUCAUUGUCCUCUCCAGUUAUUCUCCUUUUGUGAAGUAUACCCCUCAAUGGAGAUGGCUUGAUGAAGAGUUCAAAAGAGUUGACAGGGAGAAAACUCCUUGGCUAAUUGUUCUGAUGCAUUCCCCGAUUUACAACAGUAAUGAAGCACACUUCAAGGAGGGUGAAAGCAUGCGAGCAGCUUUUGAGGAAUGGUUUGUCGAAUACAGAGUUGAUGUAGUCUUUGCUGGACAUGUUCAUGCCUACGAGAGAUCGUACCGAGUAUCAAAUGUACGGUAUAAUGUGUCAAGUGGAGACCGCUUCCCAGUUCCAGAUACGUCAGCUCCUGUUUAUAUAACAGUUGGAGACGGAGGAAAUCAAGAAGGUCUUGCGGGAAGGUUUAUGGAACCACAGCCAGAUUAUUCUGCAUUUAGAGAAGCUAGCUACGGACACUCCACUCUGGACAUAAAAAACCGAACACAUGCGAUAUACCACUGGAACCGCAAUGAUGAUGGGAAGAAAGUAGCAACAGAUGAGUUUGUGCUAUACAACCAGUACUGGGGAAAGAACAUUAGACGGAGAAAGCUGAAGAAGCAUUAUAUCAAGAGUGUCGUGGUUGACUGGAUUGCCAGUUGAUUUGCUUACUAAGUAUAGGCGAAGAUAUUCGUCCAACUCUUUGCUCUUUUUCUUUACUACCUAAACCAGAUCUUGAUUACUUAUAUGCUUCUAAUAUUUGUUUGUGCUUAUUCAUCCAUGAACUUAAUAACACAUAAACUGGCUAAAACGUAUACACUUGCCUGUAACAUUGUUAGUUAAACUGUCGACAGUUGUAGAGCCAGUGAUGUGCUCAGAGGUUUACGCUUGAAUGUAUUCAAGCAAGUGCACAUCAAAAUGCAUUAGUAUGGUUAGGUACCUUUG
Brassica oleracea var. oleracea is the source of this 2218-nucleotide messenger RNA. RefSeq names its product bifunctional purple acid phosphatase 26. NCBI's taxonomy places the organism in Eukaryota, Viridiplantae, Streptophyta, Magnoliopsida, Brassicales, Brassicaceae. Gene Ontology annotation, molecular function: acid phosphatase activity; metal ion binding; protein binding. The transcript has 8 exons. The coding region runs from base 371 to 1936 and encodes 521 amino acids. The record is from RefSeq and is a predicted model, not a curated record.